This is a messenger RNA of Gilbertella persicaria, 1828 nucleotides long. RefSeq lists its product as uncharacterized. NCBI's taxonomy places the organism in Eukaryota, Fungi, Mucoromycota, Mucoromycetes, Mucorales, Choanephoraceae. The coding region runs from base 23 to 1828 and encodes 601 amino acids. The record is from RefSeq and is a predicted model, not a curated record. Gene Ontology annotation, molecular function: protein binding. The transcript has a single exon.
AGUUUACUUUCUUUUGGACGCGAUGGCAGCUUGGAGUAGUUUGCCUGUAGAGAUAUUAGAAAACAUUUUAAAGCACUUGACAGAAAAGGAUGCUUUCCAAUGUCAAUUAACGUGUCGAGAAUGGGAAAAGACAUCUUUAAAAGUAGCAUAUACCUAUGUUCACUUGUUCAACUCACACAAACUUAACUGCUUUAUUCGGACCAUAAAAGAAUCCCCCAAAUUACCUGGUAUUUAUGUCAAGAGAUUACUUUUAAGCAACCGCUUUGGCAAUACAACAAAAAAUUGGGACACGUAUAAUCGAUUUUCAAUGUUAGUUAAGCACUGUCCUAAUGUAGAAGUCGUUAUUUUGAUACCUUCUUGUGUUCCCUUUUAUUCACAAGUCAUGAGAGAGCGUUAUGAAGGCAAUUGGAAGAAGCUCAAUUCUAUCAAUCCACCUACUUCUCCAGAAGAAAUCGAAUAUUAUAACACCACCAUCUUAUCCAUGCAAAAAAAGAUCAAGAGUAUUACCAUUUGCGAUCAAACAGCAUACAGUCCAUUUGAUCUAAAGAAUACAGAAUACAAAAACAUAAUUGAAAAACUAGGCGACUUCUCUCAACUUACAAACUUAAAUAUUAUUCGCCAUACAAACGAAGCAUUGUAUGAAUUUGACCGUAUUAUCGAUAAGUGUCCCACUUUAAAAGAACUCUCAAUGACACUCUAUCCUUUUGAAGAAGCACCUGUAAGCUCCGGUCGUAUGCCCGAUAAAAUUACACCCAACAAGAACAUCACAAAAUUUGUUGUGCGACACCCUAUCCGUUCAGAAAAAACAAUAGAAUACAUUAUGGACAAGUUUCCCGACUUGGAGGUGCUUGAUUUAGAUGGUCAUUUUGAAAAUGCACCUCUACUAGAAAUGAUCAGUUUAGCUCCCGCCAUCAGCAAUGAAUUAUUAGAGCGGUUGACUAAAUAUGCCCAAGAGAGGAGUCUCUGUACUUUAAGACAUUUCUUUGCACAAAAUAUGGGACACGUUGUACGCUAUUUGUCCGGUAUUUUGGCAGAUGGCCAUUUGACUAUUCGAUUUGUGGUUGAAGACUUUAUUGAUGACAUUGCUUACUGCAGUCUUGAUGCAACGAUUGCUAAGCAGAUUAGUUAUAUUAAAUUAGAAUCCAAGAGUUGUAAUCUCACCCUUCCUUUCUUAAAUGUGCUUGAAGAAGGUGGAAGUUUAUUACACGACUUGUUCCUUAUCAAUGAUGGCAAUAUCUAUCCUGAUUCAGCAAGAGGUGACGCUGAUUUCGAGAGCUUAGUUGCAGGUUAUUAUCUCGAUCGCAUCUUUGAAAGCUGCUCUUGUUUAGACACUCUUUGGCUUGAAAAGACCUUACUUAUCUACUGUAGGCCAAAUGCAGGCAAGAGCCAAACUAUAAGAGAGCUGCGCCUAAGAAAGUGUCAUAUAUUUGCUCCUGUCUACUAUCAACUUUCUAUCCGUCUACCAAACCUAAGAACACUUUAUGUAGAAGACCCAGUAUCGGUCAAUCCUGAUGGCAACAAAAAGACAGACAAACGCCUCAACUUCUUUUUCGAUAUGCCCUAUUCUUCUCUUGAUAACUUGACAUUGAAAGCUGAAAAGAAUGCGCCUGAGACCAAUACGUUCUUUCAUGUCAAAGUGAGUACAAUGUCUGGUGACUUUUACUACCGAGGAGACUAUGUCAGAUUGAUGCCUACAACCCAUGCAGAAUACAAAUUGCUUGUAUCGAGUCCUAUGAACUUGACUAUUUGUGUUCGAUGUAAAUCACUUCAGAAAAUUACUAUUCAUGGUUGGGGUUUAUUUAAUACGUAUGAUAUUCCUUGGUUUUAA